GCAAUGUCAGGGAAAAUGCACCUUAUGGCUUUUAAACAAGCUUGUACUCCUCAUUUGCUCAUGUGUGUGCUUUAUUUUGGCCUUUACCUCAAGAUAAUGGGAGAUCACAGACUGAGAAUUGCAUGUGUGCUUUGGAGGAUGGAGGGAUGCUUGUGUGUGAAGUCUGUUCUCAGUAUUCAAGGGGGGUCUUCGCUAUCUUCGGCCUUUACGACAAGCGUUCAGUAAACACGCUGACAUCGUUUUGUGGGGCCCUGCACAUCAGCCUAGUGACACCCAGCUUCCCCACUGAAGGCGAGGGCCAGUUCACGCUGCAGCUUCGGCCGUCCAUCAGAGGAGCUUUGCUGUCCCUGUUGGACCACUAUGACUGGAGCCGAUUUGUCUUCCUCUACGACACAGACAGAGGUUAUGCAAUACUGCAGGCAAUUAUGGAGCGAGCGGGGCAGAACGGAUGGCAGGUGAGUGCAAUCUGUGUGGAGAGUUUCAAUGAGGCGGCGUAUCGGAGACUCUUAGAGGACCUGGAUCGACGGCAGGAGAGAAAAUAUGUCAUUGACCUGGAGCCUGAGAGACUACAGAGCAUCCUGGAACAGGCUGUCAGUGUGGGGAAACAUGUCAAAGGUUACCAUUACAUCAUAGCAAACCUGGGUUUCAAGGACAUAUCUUUGGAAAGGUUCAUGCACGGCGGGGCCAAUGUGACCGGGUUCCAGUUAGUGGACUUCAGCAAGCCUAUUGUCAUAAAACUUAUGCAGCGCUGGAACAAACUCGAUCAGCGUGAAUACCCUGGAUCUGAAAGCCCACCUAAGUAUACCUCAUCUCUGACUUAUGAUGGUGUCCUUGUAAUGGCUGAAGCCUUCCGCACCCUUCGCCGUCAAAAAAUCGAUAUCAGUCGCCGUGGCAAUGCAGGUGACUGUCUGGCCAAUCCAGCUGCUCCUUGGAACCAAGGAAUAGAUAUGGAGCGUGCGCUCAAACAGGUGCGCAUUCAGGGCCUGACUGGGAAUAUUCAGUUUGAUCACUACGGUCGGAGGGUGAAUUACACGAUGGACGUGUUUGAACUCAAGAGCAAUGGCCCGCGCAAGAUUGGUUACUGGAACGACAUAGACAAACUUGUGUUGGUCCAGAAUGAAAAUGCUCUGUCCAAUGACAGCUCGGCUAUGGAGAACCGGACUGUUGUCGUGACAACUAUCAUGGAGGGUCCUUACGUGAUGCUGAAGAAGAACUGGGAGCUUUAUGAGGGCAACGACCAGUAUGAGGGAUACUGUGUGGACCUUGCCUCUGAGAUUGCCAAACACAUCGGAAUUAAAUACAAGAUCUCCAUUGUACCAGAUGGGAAAUACGGAGCGAGGGAUCCAGAGACAAAGAUAUGGAAUGGCAUGGUUGGCGAGCUUGUGUACGGGAAAGCAGAAAUUGCUGUGGCCCCACUGACCAUCACCCUGGUGAGAGAGGAGGUGAUCGACUUCUCUAAGCCUUUCAUGUCUCUGGGAAUUUCAAUCAUGAUCAAGAAGCCUCAGAAGUCUAAACCAGGUGUUUUCUCUUUCCUGGACCCACUGGCCUACGAGAUCUGGAUGUGCAUAGUGUUCGCUUACAUUGGCGUCAGUGUUGUGCUGUUUUUGGUGAGUCGCUUCAGUCCGUAUGAGUGGCAUGCCGAGGAACCAGAGGAGGGUGCCACGGAGCAGGGCCCCACUGACCAACCUCCAAAUGAGUUUGGCAUCUUUAACUCCCUGUGGUUCUCACUGGGAGCCUUCAUGCAACAAGGCUGCGACAUCUCACCACGGUCUCUAUCUGGACGUAUUGUUGGAGGUGUGUGGUGGUUCUUUACUCUUAUCAUCAUCUCCUCUUACACAGCCAACUUGGCUGCAUUCCUCACUGUGGAGAGGAUGGUUUCACCGAUAGAGAGUGCAGAGGACUUGGCCAAACAGACAGAGAUAGCCUAUGGGACGCUGGACUCAGGCUCCACUAAAGAAUUCUUCAGGAGAUCCAAAAUAGCUGUAUACGAGAAGAUGUGGUCAUAUAUGAAAUCCGCUGAGCCAACUGUCUUCACCAAAACCACAGCAGAAGGCGUGGCAAGGGUCCGAAAGUCCAAGGGGAAGUACGCCUUCCUUCUCGAGUCCACCAUGAAUGAAUACACGGAGCAGCGAAAGCCUUGUGAUACCAUGAAAGUCGGAGGCAACCUGGACUCCAAAGGAUACGGCAUUGCAACACCGAAAGGCUCACAGUUAAGAACCCCGGUAAACCUUGCAGUUUUGAAACUGAGCGAAGCAGGCGUCUUAGACAAACUGAAAAACAAAUGGUGGUAUGACAAGGGAGAGUGUGGACCCAAGGACUCUGGAAGUAAGGACAAGUCGUCCCAGGCUCUGAGCCUGUCCAACGUGGCUGGGGUCUUCUACAUCCUUGUGGGCGGCCUGGGCCUGGCAAUGCUGGUGGCCCUGGUCGAGUUCUGCUACAAGUCACGGGCCGAAGCCAAGCGCAUGAAGCUGUCUUUUUCUGAAGCCAUGCGGAACAAGGCUCGUCUGUCCAUCACAGGAAGUGUGGGGGAGAAUGGCCGCGUCCUGACGCCAGACUGCCCCAAAGCUGUGCAUGCUGGCCACGCCUCCCUCCGACACCCCGGCCUUGCAGUGGUCUCCUCUGGACUGCCCUGAAAACCAAAAAACACCUGCCGUGCCUUAACAACACACAAACAUACUAGGACUUCGACAAAGACCCAAACACACACUUACAUACAAAAAGAUCUAUAUAUAUAUUCUCACACACCCGCACGUACAUGAUCAUAGCAACAGAAGCUCAAAUAUUCAGAUACAGAGAAACACAUUUUUACAUGAAACACACACACACCGCAUCAUCAUUUCACAUUUCCUGCUGCCACUGACUCAUUUUACAGAAGACUGAUGAAUACAACUGUGGAGCGAACGGUGUAGAAACAGAGCAAUGGACAACUAUGGCGUCACACUUGCCUGCAGCAUUCUUUUCUUUUUAAUUUUCUUUCUUAUCUUUUUUUUUGAGAGGAUGCCAAUAUCGCGAGAUCAUCGAACCAACAGGAAAGCCAGCACAGAUUCCCAUGAACAAUGAGCUGUGAACACGACCAUAAAACUGAUCAUGAUGAUGACAGUGAUAAAGAUGAUGACCACAGCCGACGAGAGGAAAAAAAACAAAAAACAGACAACCAAACUACUUAGCUCCCACUCUCUCGUCAUUGGACAAUAAGCCACACCCCCUUAACAGCGCCUUACUAAGACGACAAACAUUGUUUUCAUCAUAAUCAUCAUCACGGUCGUCAUCAAUUUAACUUGCCUGCGAAGAGUGCCAGCUAGUAUAACCCUUAGAAGACCAGAAAACUGUAAGCUUGAACAUUUGGACUACUCAGCCAUGGACUGCUCAAAAUGAAUGAAAAUGCUUACAGAAUGGUUUCUCUCCCCAAACCAGCGAGUUAAUCGAUAUAGAACAGAAGUAACCUCCAAAACACAGACUACACAGGGGUUUGUAAAAGAAAAAAAAAACGUGGUAAUUCAUGGAGCCCCUCAUCAACAGCAUCAACAUGACAGUAGAAAUUCUAAAUAGCAAAGUGAUGAAUACUUAUUUUCCCGAGUGGGUGAGGUUGAUAAAUAGAGAAAAAAAAAAAAAAAGAAAUACAUGGGCAGAUCUCAAAUGGCUUCCUAACAAAGUGUUUCUCAGCCUGACAACUGGGAUCUUACAGACGUUUGCAGACGAAAUGAGCGAGACGUUUGAAAUACGUUGGGUAAAAAUCUUUAAAAAUGUGGGAAUGCAUUCAUUUUCCACUGUAAAAGGUAAAAGGAUAUUUGAACUAUAAAGGCCAACUUUGACAAUUUCCAAUUCAGUUCAACUCAAAUGGGCAGUUUGGUUGUUAUUUGAGAUCCUCCAUUUUUUCCAGUCGCUGGGAAAAGGUACCAUAUCAGAGAGCUUGCUUUUUAAAACUGUUGUAAAUAACUGCGUAGCAAAACAGAAUUCACCUGUCUUUUUUAAUCAUCUUAGAUAACAAUUCAUUGCAAUAAUGAAUAUAAAAAAUGCCACUACUUGUAAUUAAGAUGAAAUUUUUUUUAUAAAUCUACAUAUUAUAUAUAAUACAAAUAAAUAAAUAUAUAUAUAUAUAUAUAUAUAAAAGCCUAUAGAGAGCUAUAGAAAACAUUGAUCACUGAUUGUCAGAGGCCAUGGCAUACAUUCUGUUCAAUGGCUGUUUUUUGAUAACUUGAAAAUAUUGAAAUACCACCGUUUUCAUGUGUCCGAAACAACACUGAAUGUCCAUCUGGCACUCACAGAGACACACACAUGGAAACAUGCGCACAUACAUAGUUGCAUAGACGCGGUCGGCUCAAACCAUAGAACCAUUAGUUAUUCACUGCUUUACACUGUCUAAUAGUGUCUUUACCCCCCUCAAAUCUAUGUUUUGUUAGCUGCAAAGCCACUUGAAACAAUGUAAAAAUGCCACUGUUUAUGACUGUACGUAGAGGCGGUAGAUCAGUUUGACUGCUGUACUGCUGGGAAAUAGUUUGGGGCAUUUUCAAAAGUGUAGCACUAAUGGUGCUUUUAUUUUUUUUAAAUCACAUUUUGUCAUCGCGUUUCGUUCACAUUCAUGUUCAAACUGAACGGGUUUGCGCUUCAAUAAGUGGACUAUGUUUUCCCCUGAAUCUAUAUGGUACGGUACAUUUUUGGGGACCUGAAAAUAGAAAAAUGCAUAUUGCAUUACAGACCGGUGUGUAGGUGUUAGUGACAUCUGGCUGUCAGAUUGGAGACUGCAACCAGCAACAAACUUACAGUCAACGUCAUUUCAACAGAAAAACACAAAGGCCCUCUGGCAUUUGGUUGGUCCAAACCUGGCAAUAUCCAAUGAAGACGAGCUGCUUCCUGUGUAUGUAUGAAGGGCUCAUUCUAGAGUAAUGAAACACAGUCAUUCCCAGGUACAGGUUGUUAUAUAAUGAUGAAAACAUGCUUAAAGAAGCACUCUAAAUCCUGCACACUGAUCCUUUAAUAUCUGAGGAUAUCUUGGUAAAAAAAUAAGGGAAGUAAAUUAGUGCAGUUAUUAUACUGCAAUACAGCUAAAGCAUGAUGCUUAAGAUCUGUGUCAUAAUGCAGCCCGAUACUGUAUGUUUAUGUUUUUUGCCCUUCCAAUUUUGUUAUUUUAUAGUUUGUCCUUUACCCUACCUCUCACCUGCUUAGGCCAUCAUUGUUCCUUCCCCACGUUUUGUCUUGUCUUCCUUUGGCUCGUGUCUCCCCUAACAUGCAAAAAGCUCUGUACAUAGCACAUCUCAAGAAUGAUUUCUUGAAAAUAUUUCAAUUUCUUGCCCUAAUCCAAUGCAAAGUAACAGGCUAGAGAUUAAUCAAGAACCUGAGACACCGGUUGACAAUCUGAGUUUCUUCUAGCUCUGCGUUCUCAGCGUUGCUUUCCUUCUGUAUCAUAACCUUGUCUGUUGAACUCGCACCUCAUCUUGUAUUAGUCCUGCAUCAGAUCUAUUCAAGCCAAACAGACAAACACAUAAACAGAAAAGAACCUCUUGAAUCUACAUGUAUUUCAGACAACAGAUUUAAACUAUCCAUAAAUUUUACCAGUAAAGUAGAAAUUUUCUACUCACUUCUCGGCCGAGGGGAUCAGGAGCCUGCAGAAGUACUGCACCAAUCCAGCAUGAGAAAAAAUGCUCAAAUAGUGGGUUUCUUACAGUUAUCACUAAUCCAGCUCACUAGACCAGAAACACCAGACACUUCAACCUCACAUGAUACUGUUGCCUUUUCUUUCUUUUUUUUCAUUUAUUUUAUUUUUCACCACCAGAGCAUAAGAUUUUGUGCGAAGACAGCAAAAAGCUGACCGGUGGGUUGUCAAUGCUCUGGCUUUAACAGUUUCUUUCUUCCUUUAUUUCUUUCUUUCCAUCAGUUUUCUUUUUUCUAGUAAAACAUCAAUGCUCAAUCUCCUGUCUCUGUCUGUGCUUAUUUAUCCAGUAAUCUCAAUUCUACACCUCCAACAGCAGAACGGUGGAUUCAUUUUCAACCAGAUGAUGAAAUUGAUAUUGAUCGCUUUAUUUAAUGGUUUGUUUCACAAUGAAAGAUCCAUAGUCAAAUAUACUUAACUGGACUGAGGUAAGUACUAACUAAGCAGUAUGAAACAUGAGAAAAAAGCAACAUAGAAAGAAGGAAAGAAGAAAGCCAAGGAGUUCUACAGUUUGGACAGAUUUAGACAGACUCCCAACAAAAGUACUGGAUUAACUUUGGAAUUGCAAUCAACUUAUAGCCACAGUUUUCAGGGAUUCAGAAGUAACUGGAAAAAAUUUAAUUUUAUCAAUUUUAUUGUUUUUAUCUAUUUAUUUAUUUUACAUGAAAGUGAUUUGAACUCGAUCCCUGUAGUCUAGAAACCCUGAGCAUCACCAAAUGCUGUGUUUCCUCCCGUGAGAUGCUCUGUUGCUGCUUGUUUGUGGGUCUUUCUCCAUUUUUGUAUUUAAUAAUUGAAAAGCAUGCUCUACUCAUAUCAGGUGACUGACUUCACCAUUGAAAUAUACAGAUUUUUUAUUUUUUUUUGCCUUGAGAAACGCUUGGUUUUCUUGUGUAUGACUUGAGUCAUCAUCCUUUUCACUGUGAAGUGCUGUCCGUUCAAUUUUGCAGCACUUGGCUGAAUCUGAGCAACGAGAGUCAACAGCUCCACUGGCACUCAUACAUGCCCAUGCCUUAUCAUUGCCUUCACCAUGUUUGAUAGGUAAUGUGCUAUGUUUUGAAUCACGAGCUGUUUCUGUCAGUCUUUAUACUUUUCUCUUCCCAUCAUUUUGGUACAAGUUUAAUUUGGUUUAAUCUGUCUUUUAGACAUUUUAUGUCAAAGUCUAAUCUGAGCUCCUUGUUCUUGAGCAUAACCAGUGGUUUGCACCCUGUUGUAAACUCUCUGUAUUUAUAUUCAGGAAGGCAUCUGAUAGUCAACUUUAACAGUGAAAUUCAAACCUUCUUAAAAGUCUUCUUCACUUAGGUUGAUGUUGAGGUUUUCUUAACCAAGUAAAUAAUUUGCAUCUGCUUUAGCUGACACAUGUAGUCUUUUAGGUCUUUUUAAGACUAUAACAGAUCGCUGAUUUUACCACCCUUAAGGUUUGUCUAUCUCUCUGAUAGAUUUGUUUUUAUGGCCUAAUGAUGGCAUGACCUCAUACUGAGAGCUACAGUUAACAUCUACCAAAUCCAAAUUAAACACAACACUUGGAAUCAUCUACAGAUCUUUUAUCUGUAUAAUUACUUUUGAGCCUCAAUCACAUCUUCAGUCACAUAUUGAUUGUUAACUGUGGCCAGUUUUUUUGCCUCAGCUGCCACUGUUAUUUGAAGAGAUAAGAAAACAGAAUUCAAUUGACUGCAAUCUGUAUGUUGUUGAAAUCUCCCAAUUCUUUGAAUCUUUGGGCUGAAGGAAGGACAAUACUCGGUGUAUUUAUGCUCAAUCAACAAUCAUUUAUUUCCAUACAAUUCAACACUUAUGAGCAUAAGGACCAUCAUGAUGGGGAGAGCUGCCUGAAGAGGGUCACAGCAAGUCUCAAAAUGGUGACGGGUUGCUCAGCUUUUUAUAGUCUCUAGUGGCCCCCAUCUAGUCGUAAAAGCCAAAACAUCACAUUCUUUCUCUGUUACAGCGCCUAAGUUAUGACCUCGGCAGUUGUCUCUCUGCUUUCUGUAAGGUGGGGGUAUGGAAUGUGGUCUGUCUAUCUCCCCUGUCUUAGACACAGAGUC
This is a messenger RNA of Haplochromis burtoni (Burton's mouthbrooder), 7683 nucleotides long. RefSeq names its product glutamate receptor, ionotropic, AMPA 4a (gene gria4a). The transcript is spliced from 17 exons. Gene Ontology annotation, cellular component: AMPA glutamate receptor complex; dendritic spine; postsynaptic membrane. Gene Ontology annotation, molecular function: AMPA glutamate receptor activity; transmitter-gated monoatomic ion channel activity involved in regulation of postsynaptic membrane potential. NCBI's taxonomy places the organism in Eukaryota, Metazoa, Chordata, Actinopteri, Cichliformes, Cichlidae. Bases 123 to 2633 code for a protein of 836 amino acids. Gene Ontology annotation, biological process: modulation of chemical synaptic transmission; synaptic transmission, glutamatergic; monoatomic ion transport. The record is from RefSeq and is a predicted model, not a curated record.